Molecule: messenger RNA, 3544 nt
Organism: Corticium candelabrum
Lineage: Eukaryota; Metazoa; Porifera; Homoscleromorpha; Homosclerophorida; Plakinidae
Product: nuclear exosome regulator NRDE2-like
Exons: 4
Coding region: 7-3405 (1132 amino acids)
Biological process (GO): RNA processing; regulatory ncRNA-mediated heterochromatin formation; negative regulation of RNA catabolic process
Cellular component (GO): catalytic step 2 spliceosome
Molecular function (GO): protein binding
Source: RefSeq, a predicted model, not a curated record
CCUGAUAUGGCAAAACCUCUCUUUCCUUUGUUUCAAAGCACUGCUGACUCCCAGCGCCUUGCCAGCGAUCUUGAUCAACAAAGUAAGGACUCAGGCCCUAAAGACUGGCUUACCAAUCUUAGCUUUACAGUUACUAGUUCUACUGCUGUUGCACAGAGUUCUGAUAUUGUAUCUAGUGUAACAAGCUCAGUUAAAACUGAACCUCAAGACUGGCGACAGCUGGUUGAAGGAAAAGACGCACUAGAGAAAUGGCAGCAUGUAAAGGCAAAGGAAGUAGCGCAAGACAUCAAAUCUGAGAGAAAACGAGUGAAAUUGAAAGAAGAACACAAGCCAACAACUCUGUGGAUAGAAGAAUCUGGAUUGUCACCAGAAAAAGCUUAUCGUUUGGAUAGAAAAGGAGAUCGUAGCAAUUGGCAAUAUGGUGGUCUAUAUCGACUUGAUAUUGCCAACUACAAAAGAUUUUUUCGAGAUCUUUGUUUAGGAAUCUCUGAUGUAGACUGGGGGGAUAAUGGCUCAGAGAGUGACAAAACUAGAAAGAAAAGAAAGAGGAGAGGAAACAUUGAAGGACGGUACUGUGCAUCAGAAGCUGUUGCUGUUGAGGCAGAUGUAACUGUCAAACGGUUUCGACUUGCAGACAUAUCAUCCGAACAACAAGAUAGCACAUUGGAAACAAAAGUAGUUGGAUUAGCAAAGUUCCAGGUGGACGAUUAUAUUCCUCUUCCUGCUGACCAUGUCCAAGAAUCUGCUGCUACUCAGCCUUCACUUGUUUUGCUCAGUUCUGGACAGCCAGCUGCCAUCUCAUCAACUAAUGAAGUCACUGAGGGUCAAGCUCUCUCUAUAGCUGAACGUAACAUUCUGCAAACAAAGUAUUUUAGUGAGACUUUGCGUGAUAAUCCAACAGAUGUGCAAAUGUGGUUAACAUUUGCCAAUUUUCAAGCCACAGAAGGCGUUUGGCAAACAGAAGGAGAAGUGUUUACAACACAUACGAAGAAAGAUAAAGUUAUGGCAGUUGCAGAACGAAAAAUUGCUGUUCUUGAAAAGGCAUUAAUGAAGAAUCCUCGUAGCACAGACUUGCUGAGAGAGUAUCUCACCACUUGUGCUUUAGUGUGGGAUGGACAAAAGGUGGCUGAACGUUGGAAAGAAGUUGUUUUCAAGCAUCCAAACAGCUGCCAACUGUGGGUCGGGUAUUUGCAGUUUGCUCAGUCUCGUUUCUCUGCUUUUACAGUGAGAUCAAUUCAGUCAUUAUACAGCAAGUGCUUUUCUACUCUUGUUAAUAUUGUUGAUGGGACUAUGAAGUCUCAUUCUCCAGAAGAAGGUACAGAAGGCUCAGUGUUGGACUUGUUUUAUACGCAAUGUUGUUUUCUGCAGCAAGCUGGUUAUGCUGAACGGGCUGUUGCAUGUUUUCAAGCACAAAUUGAAUUCAAUUGGUUUUGUCCUGCUGAGCUUGAGUCUACACCUGCUAGUGGUCAGUUGGCAUUUCUGGAGACUUUUUGGGACAGUCAAUUCAAAUAUUUGGGUCAUCAAGAUCCACAGCAUUGGAACCAAUGGUUUUCUAAGCAGAAGGAGAACAAUAUGUCUGCUACCUCUAUCAAAUCUAAAAAUUGGUCAUUGACUGAAUAUUCUGACUGUGCUAAAGGCUUGGCGCUAUCUGGAUUGCCAACAGCCCAAGCUUGGGUUGUAACAGAAAGACAUCGGGAAGAUACUGACUUUCUUCCAUGGCAUCCUGACAUAUCAAAAGGAGAAACAGAAGAUGAUUGCACUGAUCCAGACAGAAUGGUGGUGUUUGAUGAUGUCAGCUCUUCCUUGUUUAAGUUUCGUAGUGACGAAUUAAAGUAUAAACUGUUGAUCAGGUUCAUAGAGUUUCUAUCUGGCCAACAGUUGCAAACCAAUAUACCAAGUCUGCCACCAGUUCUGAUAAACACAGACAGCCUUCAACUCACAUCUACUUGUGUGUAUCAUAGUGUACUGUUUGGUAGGGCAAUUCAAGAUAUUCCAGGGUUUGCGCAGCAUAUUAGGGGAGGAUGUACACAGUCAAAGAGCAUAAAACUGGUGUCAUUUGUGCGCUCAGCAUUAUUCCAGAUUUUGGAGUUUGUACCAGAACAUUUGUACACAGAUUUUGUACUCAAAAUUGUCAACUUUGAACUUGGCGUACUGGCAUUACCUCGCCAGUUUAGUCCACAGCAACUAACUAAACAGCAGAAAACUGGUCUCAAAACUCUCAAGAGAAAUCUGAAAUCUAUUUUGAAAGCUCCAAAUAACAGAAACAAUUUAACACUAUGGGCUAUGUAUUCAUUAAUAGCAGGGAACACUGGUGAAGCUCAUCAAGUGCUAUGUACAGCUUUAGAGCAAGCAACUGCUAAAGGACUGCCCUCUGAUGCUUUUGCAAGAAUGGAACUGGCGUUAGUUUUUAGGUCAUAUGUUGAAAUGGAAUUGACUGACUUCUUUUUGACAAGCAAUACACAGAGCAAAGAACGAAGCCUUAAUUCCUUAGUGGUAUAUGCUGAAGACAUUGCAUUUCACAGUCAAAAUGUAUUGUCUGCAGUUUCUUCUACUCGAGUUGUGAAGGCUGAAAAGCUGUGCUAUGAGAGGAUGACUUCUUUGCUAACUCGCUGUGCAGCUGCCAAUGAUUCUGUGCUUGUUGAUACGGCCAUAGAGGUGUCCAAUUGUUGUGCUUUGUUUAAGUACCUUACCAGAGGUGUACAUGAAUGUUUGGCAACCUUUAGGACAGCCAUAGAACAGUUGAAGAUAGCAGAUUGCCAAAAGUCAAGUAUUGGACGGCUUUACAUGGCUGCUGUUGGUAUUCUCUGGUGUCAUUCAAUGGCUGUUCCAUCUCCACGUCACAUGCUUAGGGAAUUGAUUCAAGAAGCUCUUGACUUCUUUCCUGAUGACAUCCAAAUGUUUGCACUGUACUCAGAGUUAGAGAGCAGGCUUCAUGUAGUUGGACGUUUACGACGUUCAAUGGAUUUGGUAAUGAAACAAAGCACCAGCCCAUUGACUUGGCUUGUGUCCAUUCUUACAGAGUGGAACAAUGCUAAGAAACGAAUGGCCUAUGCAUCUAGCAGUUAUCAGUUACCAAUAACUGGAUUUGCACAUAGAAUCAGAUCUCUGUUUGAUCGGGCUGCUGACCAGCCACAUGUUCAACAUUGUGUUCUGCUGUGGAGGUUGUUAAUGCUAUUUGAGGUAGACCAAGGUCGACAAGACAGAGCCAAAGCUGUAUUUUAUAGGGCAAUUCAGCAAUGUCCUUGGGCCAAGGUGAUAUAUAUAGACGCUGUAGAGUGUUUUCCUAAUGACAUCGAAGAGAUUAUCUCAAUAAUGGAAGAGAAAGAACUUCGAAUCAGAGCACCCGUGGAAGAAGUUGAACUGCUGCUGCAAGAGGAAAUAAUGGAAUCAGCUGAUGCAUUAUAGCUGCUAGCUAAUCACAUUUGACUGUGACUGACCACUUUGCGGUGCCGUCUACUAUACACGUAGCUUAAUUAAUUAAAUUAUUUACUGCAAGGUUGAGUUGCAGUCUGUGUAAAUUAUUGAAUUUUCAUAUUUUUAAUUG